UGAAUGGAUCGUAAUCUAUUUAUAAUAUUAGAGAAAAGACGAGUUAUAGUAGUUAAUCGAUGAAUAGAAUAAGGAUGAGUUUUCAGAUGACUAGGAUUUAGUGUCUCAAAUGGAUAUUGAGGAUUUUGAAUAGCGAUUACAUACUAGUCAAUCUUUUGUUAGAGAGAAACCUCCAUAACAUAAUUCAAGAGCUCAAUCAGGUAUGACUCAAACUGGGAAGCCAUAACCACAAAGUUUGAAAGAUCUGAAUGAGAAAAUGUAGUAAAAUCUAGCGAAAAAGCAAGUAAAUUAAUAGACCAGAGUCUAAGGAUAAUAGAGAUCAUAAUAGUAAUUUUCACAAACUUAGCAAGUCCAAAAAAAAUAGGAGUAUUGAAACAAUUCAAAUAAUUUAUUUAGUAAGAGGAAAUCUGUAGAGCCUAGAGCAAACAAUAAUCCACGUUAAGUGUUGGAAUAGGCUCAAAGGGACAAUUAGGAAUUGUUGUAAAAAUUAGGGAUAAUGAAGAGAUAACUACAAUCAUUGGAAGCAGAGAAUGCUGAGUUGAAAUAGGAAAUUUAGAGGAAGGGUAAUUCGAGUGGAUUUUUGCCGAAGAUAGAAUAGGCAGGGAAUUCUGAGUUGAAAUUGUUGAGAAUGGAAAAUGAAGAGUUGAAGAGAAUCAUCUAAAAAUAAAAUGUAACGAAAGUGAAACAUUUUGUUUUAGGGUAGUGAUUCUGGAAAGAUGUUAUAGAUGUACGGUUUGUAGGUAGUGAAAUUGAAAUGUAGAAUAGAAGAGCUCACUUAGUAAUUGGAGAAAUAGUGA
Messenger RNA from Paramecium pentaurelia, 797 nucleotides. Lineage: Eukaryota; Ciliophora; Oligohymenophorea; Peniculida; Parameciidae. The record is from the annotation of a GenBank genome assembly.